Wallemia ichthyophaga EXF-994 is the source of this 516-nucleotide messenger RNA. Its product is annotated as Putative peroxiredoxin. Gene Ontology annotation, biological process: cell redox homeostasis; cellular response to oxidative stress; hydrogen peroxide catabolic process. Gene Ontology annotation, molecular function: thioredoxin peroxidase activity. Gene Ontology annotation, cellular component: cytoplasm; mitochondrion; peroxisome. The transcript has a single exon. The coding region runs from base 1 to 516 and encodes 171 amino acids. The record is from RefSeq and is a predicted model, not a curated record. NCBI's taxonomy places the organism in Eukaryota, Fungi, Basidiomycota, Wallemiomycetes, Wallemiales, Wallemiaceae.
AUGACUGUAGCACCAGGCACUCAAAUACCACCAGCUUCCUUCAAUUACAUCCCCCACUCCAAAGACUCGGAAUCAAUCCAAGCCUGUGGAAUUCCAAUAUCCCUCAACGCCCAUGAGGAGUGGAAGGGCAAGCGAGUCGUCGUCAUCAGCGUACCGGGCGCAUUCACUCCGACUUGCCACGCCAACCACCUCCCCCCAUUCGUCGCCAAGGCCUCUGAGAUCCACGAUAAGGGCGCAGACGUCAUUGCGUUUCUCAGCUCAAACGACCCGUUCGUGUUAAGUGCCUGGGCCAAGUCCGCGGGCGUGAAAGACAACUCUAUCAUCUUCAUCAGCGACGGCAACGCGGAGUGGUCAAAGCAAUUGGGCCUCGACGUCGACCUCACUAGCAAGGGCAUGGGCAUGAGGUCCUCCCGCUACGCACUCAUUAUCGACGACCUUAAAUUGAGCUACGUUGCACAGGAAGAGCCAGGCAAAUUACAAGUGAGCUCUGCAGAUGCUAUCCUCGCUAACCUGUAA